AGGGAUCCCAUGUCAUGCACAGCAAGGGGUUCUCUGCAGCGGUCUAGUCUGACUCCUACAAUUUAUCUCCACCAACAGGAGCAUGAAGACCUCCACAGCUGCCCUUGCUGUACUUUUUGUGGCUGUCCUCUGCUACCAGGUCUCCUCUUCUCCAGCUUCUGUCAACUUUUCUGGUCCCUGCUGCAUCCAAUACAGCACCAAAGCAUUUCCCUCGAGCCGCGUGGUGACGUACGAGCACACAGGCAGCCACUGCUCCAAGCCAGCUGUGAUAUUUACCACAGUUAAAGGCACGAUGGUCUGUGGCAAACCUGAUGAAGUGGGUCCAGGACAUAGUGAAUCACCAAAAGGACAAGGCACGCGGUGGAUGAGCAAUGCUCUGCUCCCUCCAAGCAUCACCUCUGUGAGGACCUUCUCUCAUGGGCACCUCCAAGACACGUCCGUCUUUUCUUAUUGCCUGUGAAUUUGGCAGACUGUUUAAUACAGUGUUUAGCUCUUUCAUUUAAGCUUAUGCAAAGGUAUUUUUAAUUUAUUUGUCAUUUUCAGUGAAACUUUUCAUUCUAAUAUGUACUGAUUAUGUUGAAGUUAUUUUGUGUAAUAAAAAGGAGCAAAACCUGCA
Molecule: messenger RNA, 616 nt
Organism: Phalacrocorax carbo (great cormorant)
Lineage: Eukaryota; Metazoa; Chordata; Aves; Suliformes; Phalacrocoracidae
Source: RefSeq, a predicted model, not a curated record